AUGAUGAGUGGAGUGCAGCCUACGGCAUCGGCUCCGCAGCCUCCGUCAGAGACCUCAUCUAAAACAACCGGCCUAUCACACCAGUGCACGAAGCCCGCAAGCCCUGAAAAGAAAGAGCGACGUAGGAAGCAGGUUCUCCAGGCGCAACGGGCGUACCGGGCACGGAACGAGGCUAACAUUACGGCGCUUAAACAACGCGUUGCCCAUCUAGAGUCUGCUCUAGAAAGAAUGGGUAAGGCGGUUGUUGACCUGAGCGAUAUCCUGGCCGAGAAACGAGUUCUUACCUCACACCCGAACAUUGCGGAUCGUCUCCGGGACACAUUGAAAACAUGCCUUGAUUCAGCGAAGUAUGGAAAAGAGCGUCACGAAGACUUUGGCCACUCGCAGCCAAACGACACAUCCCUAAGAGUACAAAGACCGGUAGAUAAGCAAUCUUCACCGAAAUAUGAUCCCAAAGAGUCUCCUCUGCCUAUUAAUUCGACCCGGCGAAGCGCACAACCUCACAACCGAUUUCUGCCAUUUGAGCUAGACGGUGCAGCAUCUCCAGAAAGGUUUAGCGAGAUUCCUUUCUUCAAACUCGGAGGCACUGGUACACACUAUCGUGGGGCGCUCGUAUCAAACCAGAACAAGUCAGGGCUAGAAGAACAACACUUCCCUGUAGUUCACAGUGCUCUAUCGGCUUUUCCGCCAGAGGCUCAAGAAGAGCUUGAUGGGGAGUGGUUUGACCUUUGGGAUUUGGUGGGGUACCUACGAGCUGAGACUAUCACUCUUUCUCUAGAACCGCCAAAUGAGGAGACGACACAUCGGACGGUGAAUGUAGUAGAUUUCACAGCAGCUUUAGUCGAGAAGGGAAUAUGCCUAGGGUACAGUCCCGGAUUCAAGCGGAGUGAUGUAGAAACCGCGAUCACCUUGUCCUCCUGGACAUGA
Talaromyces amestolkiae is the source of this 927-nucleotide messenger RNA. RefSeq lists its product as uncharacterized. The transcript has 4 exons. Lineage: Eukaryota; Fungi; Ascomycota; Eurotiomycetes; Eurotiales; Trichocomaceae. The coding region runs from base 1 to 927 and encodes 308 amino acids. Gene Ontology annotation, molecular function: DNA-binding transcription factor activity. Gene Ontology annotation, biological process: regulation of DNA-templated transcription. The record is from RefSeq and is a predicted model, not a curated record.